AAUGGGCCCAGGGGACCAGCUCAGGUCCCACUGGCCUCAGCUGAUGUGACAUCCAUAGGGAUGUGUGAGUCUCUCACAGCCCAUGGGAGGUUUGCCCUUUCCUGGUUCAUGCAGUAACUGGGUUCAGCUUUAAGGACUGUUCGAUUAUCUCUGGCUGAAAGUUGAAAUAGGCGACCUGGGAUAGACCUCUUUCUCCCUUCGCACCCCAGGAAUGAACAGUCCCUGAGGGGUUUGGUAGCACUCAGGGCACAGAUGUGGCUACAGGGCCAGGCAGGGUAUCCCUUGAUCCGGGAACAGAUAUGUGUUGAAAACAAUCAGUGGGUACCCAGCUACUUGCCUGGCUCCUCAGAGAGGCAGGAAAACUGAGGCACACAGGGACUCAGGGCCAGGCAUAGGAUGAUGGGCUGGGAGAGUGACUUGACUACACACCGUCACCUGCCACACAUCUGUCCAGGUGGGCAGCUAAGUGAGACAAUGUGUAAACCUGUGACCAGAUGAAGGAUGAGCCAUUUGAGCAGCAUCCAUUAAGAGAGAGCUGUAGCCAGGCCUUUGGGGCGACGUAGAUCUGGGUACAGCCAGCAAGGGAGGAAAGAGGAGGGAAUGGCAGUCUCAAGCCAGUGCCAGCCACCGUCGCGUGUCAGGGAGUAUGCCAGAGCCUUGCCUCCUGAGCGCUGUGAGCAUUCUGCCAGGGCUGUCUGCUGCUGUGAGCCACAGUCUCUCUGAGCGCAGUCCCCACCGGAAGCUUGGUGAUGAGGAUGCCGAAGGCAGUUCUGAACAGCAGAGCUCAGGCACCAGGGAAGUCUCAUGCCUGCUGUGCAGUUGGCCUCCGCCUGUGACAAGUCUGGUCAGUGACACGGAGGACACGGUGUGCAGAGCCAGUGAAGGGAGAAAGCAAGCUCAGGCCAGCACAAGCCGCCGUCAUGACAAGAUGUGACAGAUGGGAGGUCUAGACCCUGGUGUCCACCCCUAGACCUGAGGGUGACCUGGGACUGGUCAGAUUGGUCCAGAGAUGAUUUGAGUUAGGAGUUCUGAAUGAGGAAGCUGCCAGCAAUGGACUGACCAGGAAACACAUCAUAAAGAGGCUCACAACUCAGUGGAGAGAAGAAGAUGAGGAAGAGGCUGCCCGUGAGCAGCGUCAACGGGAGCGAGAAAGGCAGCUACAGGACCAGGACAAAGAUAAAGAAGAUGACGGUGGCCAUUCCCUGGAACAGCCAGGACAGCAGACACUCAUCAGCUUGAAGUCCUCUGAACUGGAUGAAGAUGAGGGUUUUGGUGACUGGUCCCAAAAGCCGGAGCCACGGCAGCAAUUCUGGGGGAAUGAGGGGACUGCAGAAGGGACUGAGCCCUCUCAAAGCGAGAGACCAGAGGAGAAACAAACAGAGGAGAGUUCUCACCAAGCCAAAGUCCACUUGGAGGAGUCAAACCUGAGCUACAGGGAGCCCAAUCCAGAGGAUGCUGUCGGGGGUUCUGGGGAGGCGGAAGAGGUCAGGACCCCCAGCCCUUUGGCCUUAGAAGACACCAUUGAGCUGAGUUCACCUCCCCUGAGCCCUACCACCAAACUGGCUGAUAGGACCGAGUCCCUGAACCGCUCCAUUAAAAAGAGCAACAGUGUGAAGAAGUCUCAACCAACCUUGCCCAUUUCCACAAUCGAUGAACGCCUGCAGCAGUAUACCCAGGCCACUGAGUCUUCUGGCCGAACUCCUAAGCUGUCCCGCCAGCCCUCCAUAGAGCUGCCCAGCAUGGCCGUAGCCAGUACCAAGACUCGUUGGGAAACAGGAGAGGUGCAGAGUCAGUCUGCUUCCAAGACACCCUCCUGCCAGGAUAUAGUAGCUGGAGACAUGAGCAAGAAAAGUCUGUGGGAGCAGAAAGGAGGCUCCAAGAUCUCAUCCACCAUCAAGAGCACCCCAUCUGGAAAGCGGUACAAGUUCGUGGCCACUGGACAUGGGAAGUACGAGAAAGUACUUGUGGACGAGGGCUCAGUACCAUAGACCAUGUUUGCAUCCUGGAUAGACUCCGGCCAGAUGCCACUCCCAGCCCUGACCAAGAAAUGGCUUCCUGUUGCCAGUCUGGCCUGCUCUCCUGCCUCCAACAACUAAGCUGCCGCUAGCCUCUCCUUUUGCUCCUGGACCCUCCAUCUUCUCUGCCCUCUCAUCCUUUGACCAACCCUCCAACUCUGCUUCUCACCAUCAGCUAAAGGGACCAGUCCCUAGAGGAGCCAAGAGCUCCCAAGGAAGGAUGAAGGAGAGAAGGCAAGCAUCCCAACCAGAUCCAAGGGGACACUGUCCCCAUACUGAAUGCUCAGGACUCUCGAGUCCUGCCCUGUUUGUGGAUCCCUCAUUUUGUGUAAUAAAGUGCAUUGAGUGUCCCCUAUGCA
This is a messenger RNA of Mus caroli (Ryukyu mouse), 2374 nucleotides long. NCBI's taxonomy places the organism in Eukaryota, Metazoa, Chordata, Mammalia, Rodentia, Muridae. The record is from RefSeq and is a predicted model, not a curated record.